Molecule: messenger RNA, 1365 nt
Organism: Paramisgurnus dabryanus
Lineage: Eukaryota; Metazoa; Chordata; Actinopteri; Cypriniformes; Cobitidae
Product: P-selectin-like
Source: RefSeq, a predicted model, not a curated record
GUUUGUGUUGAGAGUGUUUUGGAGAAGUUGAUAAAGAGCAUGAUCGCGGAGCAAAGAUACAAGAUUGGAUAUAAACAAACCGCGUCGUCGACGAGAGAUGGACCGGACUAUGAGCUCAGCUGCGCUCGCUUGGAUAAAGUCUUCAGCUGACAUCCAGAGGAGGACUGGAAUCUGGAGUGCAUUCAUGAGCGACCACAUUCAAAAUAAAACGUCAACAGGAGCAGCUAGGUUUAUUUAUUAUGAUUUUGUCUGGAAGACCUGGCUAGAGGCUCAGGCAUUCUGCAGACAGAAAUACACAGACCUGGCCACCAUUCAAAGUUUAACUGAAAUGAACGACUUGAACAAAAUGGUGCCAUCAUAUUUUAGUCCAUGGAUCGGCCUGUACAGAGAAUCUUGGAAGUGGUCAGAUGGAAACACUUUCUCUCCUACCUCCAUUUACUGGAUGAGUGGAAAACCUGACUUGACUGGAAAGGGUCGCCCUUGCGCUGCUGUAGGUACUGAUAGUAAGCUUGACGAUCGUCUCUGCUCAGAUCUGCUUCCUUUCAUCUGUGUGUACAUUGCAAAGACACAGAUUGUGAAACUGGAGGUGAAAUCUGUUCAGAAUCUGAAUGACCCUGAAGUGAUGGACACAAUCUCACAGUGGAUAACACAGAAGCUGAAUAAUCGUGGGGUAAUGAAUGCAAAAUUGAAAUGGAGAGUACAACCAGAUGGAAAUGUUUUCACACCAAAAUACGUCAGGGAAACUACCCCUCAACAGAUUGACUGCUCGGCUCAACGUUUUAAUAAGUAAUAAUAUAGCACAUCUAUAAAGUGAUUUAUCAGACACAAAUGCAAUUAUUCUAUGUUGAUGGGAGUUAAAAGUAAACUUAGUUUUAAGUUAUGCUUAUCUAUAUAAUCAUUUGUUUCUAAUAUAUACUAGUUAGUAGCAGAUCUGUGAAGUAUAUCAGUCACAAAUGCAGUUUUCUGUGCAUGUCUCACUAAAAACUAAAUGUAGCAUCAAGUACUGCUAAACUAUUAUGUUUAAAGCUUUAACCCAUUAACUGGCACUGUCCCGUGAGCGGACACCUGAAUUUACUUUUAUAUUUUUUAUGUAAAUGUUAAUCUAUUGCGACAAACUAUAUAUUGUUGUAAAGGUCUAAGAUUGUAGAUUUCAUAUUUCAAAACCUUUAGCAGUAAUAAUAAUGCAGUGACUGUAAUUUAAUCAUUUGUGACAAGAGUAUGCAGCAAACCAACACGAACCUCCUUUUGUUUGAUAAUUUUAUGUAUAAAAUAAUACUAUAUGCAUUAUUUGUAUUUAUUACAAUACAUUUAAACUGCUAUAACAUUUUUUUCUUAUUUAAUUGUUAAAUAUAUUCAUAUAUUUUA